AUGAUGGUGAACAUAUAUCUAAACAUAGACUUUUUAAGACUGUUAUGGCAUGUUUGUCUCAUGCUUUAAGACUCAUUCAAAUAUAUAUAUAUAUAUAUAUAAGAAGACUUUAAGAGAGUACUUGGAAGUUUCUUACCUUAAUUUCCUAUAACACAAGCGACUAAGUGGACAUAAUUAUAAUCACCUUCUUCCCAAUUCCAACAUUUUCAUCACCAAAGUCCAUAUCCUCCAAAAACUUUUGUUCAUGGUUAACCCUCGCUUUUGUUUGCUCCUAGCUAGAACCCUUGUUAUAGUCCUCUUUAGUAGAGCUUUUACUAAAGUGGGAUGCUUGAAUUUUACUUAUCCAACAUUUCUUGAUGAAAAUGAAAAUGUUUUGAUUCGUAAGAAUUCUAUGAUAACAUUCAAUGCUAUCCAAGUUACACCAGAUCUUAGUGACCCCAAAAGAUUGAUGAACCAGUCUGGAAGAUCCUUGUAUAUAGAACCACUUAGGCUAUGGAGAAAAGGCAAAGGCAAGAAGAUCGUCACUACCUCUUUCAACACCACUUUUAUGCUUAACAUCUCUCCCUAUCCUACGAGUUAUUAUCCAUUUGGUGAAGGAUUGUCGUUUAUCUUAGCUGCGGAUCCCUCUCUUCCAAACGGCAGUCAAGGGAAAUGGCUUGGGAUUGCAAACGACAGCACAAAUGGAUCAAUGUCUCGAGCACGUGUUGUAGCAGUGGAAUUUGACACAAGGAAGAGUUUUCCGGAAGAUGUUGAUGACAACCAUGUGGGCUUGAAUUUGAACAGCGUCAACUCUAUCAAACAAGUUUCUCUUACUGAUUAUGGAGUCAAUCUUUCGAGUGGCAGUAAUAUAACAGUCCAAAUUCAGUAUGAUGGAAUGAACAUCAGUGUGUUUGUCUCCCCGACCAAUGAUGUGAAGAGUCUAGUCCUAACAUGGCCUCUCAAUCUCUCAGACCAUCUUCCUGAGAAGGUUUAUGUUGGAUUCUCUGGCUCCACCGGCGAAAACAACACCGAGAGGAACUGCAUACUUUCAUGGCAGUUUCACAGUUUAAACAUUGAUGAGAAGCAAAGUCUGUUGUGGGGUCGGAUUACGGUGCCAAUAGCCGUUGUUGUGCUAAUUGGUAUUGCUUGCUGUUUGUACUGGAAAAGACCAUGUUGCAAGAACGACCUUGAGAGGACAUAUCCGAGGAUUGAAGAUCAGAUUCAAGGCUCUUCCAUGUCUCCAAAGAAGUUUCAUCUGAAGGAACUUAGAAGAGCAACGAACAACUUUGACCUCAAGAACAAGCUUGGAAAAGGCGGUUUCGGAACUGUCUUUAAGGGAAUUGUAGGAGAUAGAGUGGUUGCUGUUAAGAGAGUCUCCAAGGAUUCACGACAAGGACAACAAGAGUUCAUUUCAGAAGUCACCACAAUUGGCAGCCUCAGCCAUCGAAAUCUGGUGAAAUUGAUUGGAUGGUGUUAUGAAAGCCAUGAGCUUCUCAUUGUCUAUGAAUUCAUGCCAAAUGGAAGCCUAGACAGGUUCAUAUUCAGAGAUGAGACGCUUGGAAUGGAAAUACCAGACCUCAGCUGGAAAAGAAGACUCAGCAUAAUAUGUGGCGUGGCUCAGGCACUAGAUUAUCUUCAUAAUGAUUGCACAAAUAGAGUUCUUCACAGGGACAUAAAGUCAAGCAACAUAAUGUUGGACUCGGAGUUUAAUGCCAAGUUGGGAGACUUUGGUCUGGCGCGCAUCAUCCAACAGAGCGAGAAAACUCACCACACAACCAGGGAAAUAGCAGGAACACCAGGCUACAUGGCACCAGAAUCAUUUCUCACAGGCCGGGCCACGGUGGAGACAGAUGUCUAUGCAUUUGGGGUUCUUAUUUUGGAAGUCGUCAGUGGAAGGAAGCCAGGGAGCCAGAAUGAGGAAAACAGCUUCACCAAUGGUAUGGUACUUUGGAUAUGGGGACUUUACAGCAAUGGAAUGAUUCUGAAUGCUGUUGAUCCCAGAUUGAAUGAGGAGCUUGAAGAUGAUGAAGUGGGAUGUACUCUGUUAUUGGGUUUGGCUUGUUGUCAUCCAAAUCCUAAUGAGAGACCCUCCAUGACAACUAUCUUGAAGGUUCUCAAAGGGGAAGAGGAACCUCCAAUGGUGCCUGCAGAAGUUCCUGCGUUUGUUUGGCCAUCUAUGCCGGCGUCUUUCAAGGAGGAUGGUGAAACCACCAGGCAAGGAGGCCCGUUUACUCUCUUUACUGAAAUUACUGGAAGAUGAUCUGAAAAUAAUACAUAAACAAAUAAAGCUACAGAUAGAACCUUGUUCUUUGGUCUGUACAAAAACAGCUUUUGUUCAGUGAAAAACACCUUGUAAAUACAGCAAGUUUGCUUAGCAUAUAGGUCUUGUGAACAUUAAUAAUGGUAUGUGGAGUCCUUUUGUAGAGAAAUGAGAGUUGAGGGACAAAAAUCCUGGUGUCCCAACCAAAAUUGUUUCCCUCUGAUUGGAGAGAUUGAAUGGUAUAUCAACUGAUCAUAGUAUUGUAAAUUAAGAUUUUAAAUUCGUUUUUUAUCUUCUGUUUUACCAAAAA
Molecule: messenger RNA, 2549 nt
Organism: Humulus lupulus (European hop)
Lineage: Eukaryota; Viridiplantae; Streptophyta; Magnoliopsida; Rosales; Cannabaceae
Product: probable L-type lectin-domain containing receptor kinase S.5
Exons: 1
Coding region: 245-2239 (664 amino acids)
Biological process (GO): protein phosphorylation
Cellular component (GO): plasma membrane
Molecular function (GO): ATP binding; protein kinase activity; carbohydrate binding
Source: RefSeq, a predicted model, not a curated record